CAAGACCCUUCUGUCCCUGACAGCCAUCACAGCCCCUCUUGGGGCAAGCAGGUCGACCCCAGCCAUGUUGUAACUCUGGUGCAGACCCCAUUGACUCAGGGCCUGUAAAGCUAUUCCUAGGUUUGCUCUGGCCUGUGUCCUCUCCUCUUCCAGCUCCAGGGCAGCUGGUGGGUCUGGUGCCCUAAGGGUCACCCCGUUUCUCCCACAAUAAGCACAGAAACCCGUGCUCCUCCUGAGGCUGUUCCCCUACGGAAGAAGUGGGUCUCCGUGUUCGGACUCCCUCCCUCCUCACACCAAGCCAGCCCUGGAGACCCGGAGACGGAAGAGCUCCCUUCCCCGAAUGCCAACCCAUGCCUCAUCCCACGCCACCCAGCACCCAGCUCCGAGGGUGGAGCCAGCUUGGCGUGUGACUUUGAAGGGCUGGUUCAUAGAGCAAACCAUGCCCCUGCCAGGUUAUGAUGGGGCCCGGGGCACUCCUCUCAGAUUGGCCAAGCACUUCAGUCAAGACCGGGCAUUCCUGUCACGCUGGCGCUGGGAGGUUGCGAAAGGCCCAGCGACAGGGGACAUGGCUUUUCUGUUUACAGCUGCUCUGGGCCCACCUCCUGCUUUCCAGACCUCAGUGGCCCCUUCAGGCCCCACCUUCCAGUCUCCUUUCUGCUCAGCCUCUGACAAUGAGCUCUCCUGGGGGCCCCACCUCUAGGUCAGGGCUGGGAGAGCAGGGUUGGGUAGUGCAGGCACAGAUGGCGAUGGUUGGAGAGAAUGGGUCUUUGGACGUGUUGAGCCCCCACCGUGGGGGUGUCAGCACUUCAUACAGGUUUAAGGUGGCUCACUUCCUGGACAAGUGGCUGGUCCAGGAGUAGGCGUGGGGCCUGGGUGGAGCGGAGGCGGUUGGGAGGGACCAGGGAGGAGCUUGGGACCAGCUGGGACAUCCCUGGCUCUGGGUUAAAAAGCCCACAGUCCUCUGUCCUUGGGUCACUGCCCAUCAUUCCUGGCUCCCGAGGACUCUUAGCCUCAUGGCUCUGGCAAAGGUGCCCGGGACCUGCCUUCUCACCAUCCGUGUCCUGCAGGCCCGCGGCCUGCCCUCUAAGGACCUGGUGACCCCCUCUGACUGCUAUGUGACUCUCUGGCUGCCCACGGCCUCCAGCCACAGGCUGCAGACACGCAUAGUCAAGAACAGCAGAAACCCCAUCUGGAAUCAGAGCUUUCACUUCCAAAUCCACAGCCAGCUCAAGAAUGUCGUGCAACUGAACGUCUUUGACCAGGACCUUCUGACCAAUGAUGACCCCGUGUUGUCGGUGCUGUUUGACGUGGGGACUUUGCGGGCUGGCGAGUUCCGCCGUGAAAGCUUCUCGCUGAGCGCUCAGGGUGAGGAGCAGCUGGAAGUUGAAUUUCGGCUACAGAGUUUGACAGACUGUGCUGAGCAGCUCAUCAGCAAUGGCAUCCUGGUGGCCCGGGAACUCUCCUGCUUGCAUGUUCGACUGGAGGAGGCAGGGGACCAGCAAGGGUCAGAGCGCAGAGUGCAGCUUAUGGUUCCCGGGUCCUGUGAGGGCCCGCAGGAGGCCUCUGUGGGUGCCGGCUCCUUCUGCUUCCAUUGCCUGGCCUGCUGGGAGCAGGAGCUGAGUAUCCAUCUGCAGGAUGCCCCCCAAGAGCAACUGAAGGUGCCCCUGAGGGCCCUGCCCUCUGGCCAAGUGGUGAGGCUCGUCUUCCCUACAUCCCAGGAGCCCCUGAUGAGAGUGGAGCUGAAAAAAGAAGAAGGACCGAGGGAGCUGGCUGUGCGGCUGGGCUGCGGGCUCUGCACCGAGGAGCAGGCUUUCCUGAGCAGGAGGAAGCAGGUGGUGGCCAGGGCCCUGAAGCAGGCCCUGCAGCUGGAUGGAGACCUGAAGGAGGACGAGAUCCCAGUGAUAGCCAUUAUGGCCACUGGCGGUGGGACCCGGGCAAUGACUUCCCUGUAUGGGCACCUGGCUGGCCUGAGGGAGCUGGGCCUCUUGGAUUGCAUCUCCUACAUCACAGGGGCCUCGGGCUCUACCUGGGCUUUGGCCAACCUCUAUGAGGACCCAGAGUGGUCUCAGAAGGACCUGGCAGGGCCCACUGAGUUGCUGAAGGCCCAGGUGACCAAGAGCAAGCUGGGCGUGCUGGCCCCCAGCCAGCUGCAACGGUACCAGCAGGAGCUGGCCGAGCGUGCCCGCCUGGGCUACCCGACCUGCUUCACCAACCUGUGGGCCCUCAUCAACGAGGCGCUCCUGCAUGAUGAGCCCCAUGACCACAAACUCUCAGACCAGCGGGAGGCCCUGAGUCGCGGCCAGAACCCUCUGCCCAUCUACUGUGCCCUCAACACCAAGGAGCGGAACCUAACCACCUUUGAAUUUGCGGAGUGGGUCGAGUUCUCCCCCUACGAGGUCGGCUUCCCCAAGUACGGCGCCUUCGUCCCCUCUGAGCUCUUCGGCUCCAAGUUCUUCAUGGGGCGCCUGACGAAGCGGCUCCCUGAGUCCCGCAUCUGCUUCCUGGAAGGCAUCUGGAGCAACCUGUAUGCAGCCAACCUCCAGGACAGCUUGUACUGGAGCUCAGAGCCCAGCCAGUUCUGGGACCGCUGGGCACAGGCUCAAGCCAGCCUGGACAAGGAGCAGGUCCCUCUUCUGAAGAUAGAAGAACCUCCCACCAUGGCCAGCAGGAUGGCUGAGUUUUUCACCGACCUUCUGACGCUGCGCCCACUUGCCCAGGCCUCCCACAAUUUUCUGCAUGGCCUCCAUUUCCACAAGGACUAUUUCCAGCAUCCUUACUUCUCCUUCUGGAAAGCCACCAAACUGGACGGGCUCCCCAACCAGCUGACCCCCGCAGAGCCCCACCUCUGCCUGCUGGAUGUCGGCUACCUUGUCAACACCAGCUGCCCACCCCUCCUGCGGCCUACCCGGGAUGUGGACCUCAUCCUGUCACUGGAUUACAACCUCCAUGGAGCCUUUCAGCAGCUGCAGCUCCUGGGCCGGCUCUGUCAGGAGCAGGGGAUCCCGUUCCCGCCCAUCUCGCCCAGCCCUGAGGAGCAGCGCCAGCCGGGGGAGUGCCACGUGUUCUCGGACCCUGGCUGCCCCGAGGCCCCUGUCGUGCUGCACUUCCCUCUGGUCAACGACUCCUUCCAGGAGCACUCGGCCCCUGGUGACCCCAAACCAUCCUCCACCCCGUGUGUUUUCCCCUCCAUGCCCGGCCGGUACUCUCUCUCCUUAGGGGUGCAGCGGACCCCGGAGGAGAAGGAGGCUGGGGAGGUGAACCUGUCUUCGUCCAACUCUCCCUACCACUACUCGAAAGUGACCUACAGCCCAGAGGACAUGGACAAGCUGCUCCGCCUGACGCAUUACAAUGUCUGCAACAGCCAGGAGCGUCUGCUGGAGGCCCUGCGGGAGGCUGUGCAGCGGCGGAGGCAGCGCAAGCAGCAGCGGCCGGGCCCAAGUGAUGGUGGUGCCCUGGCCUGAGGCUGCCAUCCAGCCCCUGCCGCCCCGGACUCUUUUUCAGGCUCACUCCCCGUCUGCCUGGCUGCUCUGGUUGAGUUGGGGGGGAGACUGUCGUCACCAAGUGUUCCAGAGCCUCUGGGGACUCCAUUGGGUGUGUGCCCAGCGCCACCCAGAUGUAGCACUGAAGCCAGCAGCAGCCCUGCCAGGCACCCCUGGGUAGGUCGAGGGCUUCACACAGGGGCAGGGCCCAUCCCUCUUGGUUGCCGGCCCGUUGGGGCCUGGUCCCAGAAAGGCGGCUGGAGCUGGCUUCCUCUUUGAGUGAGUGGCCGGAGCCCAGAGCAGUGCUGAGCCCAUCUGUGUAAGCAAGCAGAGCUCUGGCCCUGUGUUUGUCUUCCCCUCCGUGCUCCCUUGAGGAGCUGUACAGUGAAAUAGAGCACGUCCUGUUUUACAGAGGCUCACACA
Equus caballus (horse) is the source of this 3902-nucleotide messenger RNA. The record is from RefSeq and is a predicted model, not a curated record. Lineage: Eukaryota; Metazoa; Chordata; Mammalia; Perissodactyla; Equidae.